Molecule: messenger RNA, 585 nt
Organism: Torulaspora delbrueckii
Lineage: Eukaryota; Fungi; Ascomycota; Saccharomycetes; Saccharomycetales; Saccharomycetaceae
Gene: PTH1
Product: aminoacyl-tRNA hydrolase
Exons: 1
Coding region: 1-585 (194 amino acids)
Molecular function (GO): peptidyl-tRNA hydrolase activity
Source: RefSeq, a predicted model, not a curated record
AUGUUGAGGACCGCUAACCAUUCUACUGUAUUCAAAAGAGGAUUAACUACAUGUAUUACAGGAAUUGGGAACCCAGAACCCAAAUAUUUCAACACUAGACAUAACGCCGGAUUGGCGCUCUUGGACCUGUUGAAAAAUCACCUUGUGGGCGACAAAGCUUACAAGAGCUGUUCGAACGCUGCAGCCAAGUAUUUACCUGUGAAUUCAGAUAUACUGCUGAUACGUUCAGAUGGCGACUAUAUCAAUUUGAGUGGGAAAACCGUGUUACCGCUAUGGAAGAAGCUGCCGAACCGUGAUAAGAUAAAAUUCAUUGUUGUGCACGAUGAAUUAAGCCUUCCAUUAGGAAAAGUCCAGCUAAGGAAACCGGGGACCAGUCUCAGGGGACACAAUGGCUUGAAAAGCAUACAUGAUCGCCUUGGAAGUGGAAAUUUUUACAGGUUGGCCGUUGGCAUAGGAAGACCAAAGGAAAGAGACCCAGCUGUGGUCUCUGACUAUGUCUUAGGCAAAUUUACGCCAGCUGAGAUAGAGAUCUUAUCGACAGAGAGUCUUGAUAAAGCAGUAGAAAAGUUGAAUGGGAUGAUAUAG